AUGUCGGACUCCUUUGCAGAUUUAUGGAGUUCGACGGUACCCUCGACGAAGCCUGCACCUCAGAAGUUAGGAUCGUACUCCUCUACCUCCAGCCAAGGCGUACGACGAGCCCAAAUUGAUGUCUUCUCUCUACUUUCGUCUGCAGGCUCGUCAGCACCUGGAUCCCGCUCAAUGACACCAUCUUCCAGGACCGUCUCAUCUUCAGUACAGCCUCCUGCGAGCUCAUCUCCAUCGGGAGAUGCAUUUAGCGGUCUGUUGUCGGGAACGCUGGCUUCCAAACCUACCUCACAGAUGACGAUAGCAGAGCGGGCUGCGAAAGCGGAACGAGAGAGGAUGGAAAAGUUGCAACAGUCGCAAUGGACUCCUCCUGUGCAAGCGUCUUCGGCAUGGGAUGGACUGGAUAGUUUGGGCCAGAGAUCUUCUCCAGCCGUGGUGUCGACGUCGCAGUCGCCGUUGAGCGAUAAUGACUGGGGAUUUGGCACACCGAUUCCCGGCGCCUCAAAACUUGCUGCGCCCGUCACUGCUGUCGAUGACGAUGAUUGGGGACUCGGUGAUUUUGGGUCAUCUGCGAGACAGUCGCAAAAAGCAUCUCCAAAGCCAGCGACGCGUGCCCAGAAUAUGUGGGAUCUGGAUGAGCUUUCGAAUGAAGAACCGUUGAGACGAAUGACAGACUCUCCCAGCGACGAUUUUGAUUUUGGAGACCGCGAGGAUGGAUUGUUGGAUUUUCAUGAGCAGGGCAAGGUGCACGAUGACGACAUCCUGGGUGAACUUGGGAGACCCGUUGACGCCGUCCCACGGCGCCCUUCACCAUCGAAUAACCAAAGCUCAGUACCCGCACCGCAAUCCUCUCGUGCAUCUGUCACACGAACCGUCUCUCCUCCUCCCCAUAUUCUUGGGCAACUUGUAGAAAUGGGGUUUUCUAUACAACAGGCCAGGAUAGCUCUCGCUUCAACAGAUUCUGGGCUGGAUGUUGAAGCGGCUCUAGAAACUCUUCUCAACAACGGCGCCGGUAGUAGUUCAAGGCCAACACCUCCGGUACCUCCCCGACGACCACCUCUCUCGGGAAGAGACAGUAGUAACAAUCCAAACCAAUCCAGUACGCGACAUAGAGAGCGCGAGCGAUCUGCAUCUUCCCCAUCAGCAUCUCACGCAGAAAGCAAUAUUCAAGAACAGGCAGACAAGCUUUUGGCUCAAGCAAGCGAGUUGGGUUUGAGUUUCCUCAGUAAAGCAAAUGCCGCUUGGAAAGAAGGUCGGGAACGAGUACAGAAAGCUUACGCCGAGCGAAUUGGGGCGGAUAACGCGGGUGACAGUCGCUCAGGUAAUCGGACAAGCAAUACCCAUGGUCGGCCUAAAUGGAUGCAAAGUGACGAUGGGAUGAAGGUCGAUGAUGAUAGGCCAUCGCAGAAUGGCAGUGCAAGCCGUUUUCCGGAUGAGAGCAGCAAUCGGAAAACGAAGAGUCCAUCGCCAGUAUCGAGCCAAUCAUCAGUCUCACAGCCUAGACCUCAACUAAAUGCUGUUGAUCUCUUUUCAACGGACGAAGCACCAGUCGCAUAUGUGUCCCCCUUCCGACGAGGUAAACCCAAGGCUGCUCCUCCGAUUCAAAAUGCCCAGCCUGCACGUGUACCGACACCGUCCCCGCCCCUGAAACCCCUCAUAGUCGCAUCCCCUUCCUCAAUCUCCACUUCCCAGUCUCAUAAAAACCUCGGAGCUGAGAAAUUCAAACUUGGUCAAUAUGGUGAAGCCGAAUCUGCUUACACGAGAGCUAUAGAAUGCCUACCAUCCGGUCACCUGCUCCUGGUGCUAUUACACAACAACCGAGCUUUGGUUCGCCUAAAAACAGGCGACUACAACGGCGCUGCUGGAGACGCCGGCAUCGUCAUGGAGUUGGUAGGUGAGAACACCUGGCGAGACGAGCAAGUACGAGUGAAGACCUCUGAAGAGGGCGCCGGCGUGGACCUUGGUGAUGGCCUAGUGAAAGCAUGGAGACGACGAGCCGAGGCGUUAGAAGGGCGAGAAAAAUGGGACGAUGCUCGCAAGGACUGGGAGAAGGUCGCCGGGGCCAACUGGGCCGCGUCUAACAUGAGAGGGGAAGGUGUACGAGGGGCCGGACGGUGUCGAAAGAUGGUCGCUGCUGAGAGGCAAGAGACAUCUGGAGUGCCCCCACCGAGAGCCGCUAAACCCAGACCUGCCACUGCCCGACCUCCUCCUAGACGUGGGCCUACCCCGCCUUCGCAGGCGCUCUCGAAUUUGAAGAAAGCCAAUGAUGCGUCAGAGGCUGAGGACAACGCCAAGUAUGAGUUGAAGGACGUGGUUGACAGUAAAUUGUUGGCGUGGAAGGGGGGCAAGGAGACGAACAUCCGUGCAUUGAUUUCGAGUUUGGAUUCGGUGCUUUGGCCUGAGCUUGGUCUGCAGAAGACCAGUAUUGCAGAACUAGUCACGCCUGCGCAGGUCAAGAUCAGGUAUACGAAGGCCAUUGCGAAAUUGCAUCCUGAUAAGCUCAAUCCGAAUAACUCGACUUUGGAGCAGAGGAUGAUUGCCAAUGGAGUGUUUGGCACCCUCAAUGAGGCUUGGAAUGCUUUCAAGCAGUAG
Guyanagaster necrorhizus is the source of this 2589-nucleotide messenger RNA. RefSeq lists its product as uncharacterized. Gene Ontology annotation, molecular function: clathrin binding. The record is from RefSeq and is a predicted model, not a curated record. Gene Ontology annotation, cellular component: vesicle; intracellular membrane-bounded organelle; cytoplasm. Bases 1 to 2589 code for a protein of 862 amino acids. Lineage: Eukaryota; Fungi; Basidiomycota; Agaricomycetes; Agaricales; Physalacriaceae. The transcript has 3 exons. Gene Ontology annotation, biological process: clathrin-dependent endocytosis; clathrin coat disassembly.